UAAAUACGGAAGUGGCUGUAGAGAGCGGAGGUGUGCGUGUGUGAAUGUGUGUAUAGUGUGCAUGGUGUGUAUGGAUGCUGUGUGUUUAUAGUGUGUUUUUCUUAUCUGUUCGGGUGAUCGCUGGCGGUCAGAAUGAGCCGCUGAUCUCUGAAGGUAGUGUGGAGCUGGAGCGGCUGCAGUGAUGAUCCCCAUCCCGGUGGUGGUGUGUGUGAUGGGGGGCUGGUGCACUGUGUACCUGCUGGACACAGCGCUCAGGUCGUCCACGUCUAUGAAGAGCUCCUAUGAAUCAUGGCUGACCUCAAAUGGCCUCUCACUGUCCCCUUUUCACAUUCGAUGGCACACCAGUCUCUUCAACCGCCUUUUCGCCAGAUGUUCCCAUUUCAACCCAUGCUUUCUUUAUGUAUGGUUCAGUGCUGGGAUGGUGUUUGGGAUCGUGGCCAUGUUUGGUUCUGUAGUGCUACUGGGCCGAACUCUGAUGCAGACUCUGGCUCAUAUGAUGGCUGAGACUCCUGAGGGAACCCAUGAGCAGGUUCUGCAGGUUGUGGUGCCCGGUGUGAAUCUGCCUGUCAGCCAGCUGGCCUAUUUCUUCAUUGCUAUUCUGGUCAGUGGGCUCAUACAUGAGUUUGGCCAUGGUGUGGCAGCCCUGAGGGAGCAGGUGAGGCUUAACGGCUUUGGCAUGUUCAUGUUUGUAAUCUACCCUGGUGCCUUUGUGGACCUUUUCACUACCCACCUGAACCUCAUCUCUCCUGUGCAGCAGUUGCGCAUAUUUUGUGCUGGUGUAUGGCACAAUUUCAUGCUGUGUGUGGCUGCUGUGUGCUUCCUCUUGCUGCUACCCUUCCUGCUCUUCCCAUUCUACUACACCGGAGCAGGAGCACUGAUUACAGAAGUUGUGGAGGGCUCUCCAUCGAGUGGUCCGCGUGGGCUGUUUGUGGGGGAUUUGGUCACUCGGAUGGAGGACUGCAGUGUAAAGGGAGUGGAAGAUUGGCACUCCUGCAUCCAACAGCUCUCCCACCAGCCUCAGAGUGGCUACUGUGUCCCAACUGCAACCCUGCAGCUCAGCCGGGCAGCUGGCAGAGCGUAUAAGCGUCUUGACGGGACGAUGGAGUGUUGCAGCAAUAGCAGUAUGACUGAUCUUUGCUUUGCUUACAGCAAUAAUCUGGAGAGCAGGCUGUUUGCCUGCCUCCCGGCUAGAAAGACCAUCGAAGCGAGUCGCACAUGUCGAACCAACGCAGACUGCCAGGUGGACUUCAGCCCCAGUCUGUGCGUAAUCCCCUCACUGGAGAACCAGACGCGGCUGAUACGGGUUAAGCAUCCUCCUCAGGCAGACAUGCUGUUUGUGGGCUAUCCCUCACACCUCCAAUUCUCAGUAAGCCUGACCAACUUUGUACCUCGCCUGGGCUUUCUUCACCUGGAUCUGCCUGUGAUGCUGGAGACCCUGAGCAAGUACCUUGUGUCAUUGUCUGGUGCUCUGGCAGUGGUGAACGCAGUGCCCUGUUUUGCUCUGGAUGGACAGUGGAUGCUGACCGCCUUCCUGGAGGCCACACUGUGCUCACUGAUCCCAGAAAAGAGUAAUCGUGAACUACUGGGCUUCUUCAUCCUGCUAGGGGGCAGCACUUUACUAGCUGCAAACGUGGCUUUAGGCUUAUGGAUGGUCACAGCACGAUAACAGACAGUUGCCUCCUCUUAAUGGAGGAGGGGGUUUCGUUUAGUCAUUUUAGAAUUCACGUUCUCAAAGGAGAGAAGCGUGAGUUGCCAGAUUGGCAAGACUGCAACUCCCAGCAUGCAACAGCAGUAAAGUAAACCUGGUGGAAGGAAAGAUGCAGUGAAGGAGCAGUUGUGGUUGAGUUGUGAUUGGAAACACACUGGAUAUGUUCACAUGUAUGAGAAAAGUUUAGAGAUGUAUUAGUGCACUACACACCAUGACCUCUAACCCAGUGCCUGUGAAGAGGACCCCUGUUAACACACUUCCUCAGCUUUGUCCCGCUGUAUACCCAUAAAUCACACAUUUGGUUUGUUUUUCUGUAGAGUUUUAUUUAGUUUGUUAAUUUUGAGUUUUGUUAAGUCUCAGAGCCUUGUGUAUGUUUGUCACUCUUUUCCCCAUUUUCAACUUAUCAUGUUUAUGGUUAAUUACACAUUUUCAUGCAGCGUUAAUUAUGAUCUAAAAGCCUGAAGCUUCUUGUCUGAAGAUUUAAUCUCUGGCCUGAAAUUGACUGGACUAUAUGAAAUGUACAGAUUAUGAUGAUAAUUUAUUAUGUUGAUUUUUGUUACCUUUCUAAGCAAUCCCUUUGUAAAUACAUUUACACAAACCUCAAUUCAAAAUGUUGUGUGCGUAUCUGUAUAUGUACGAUUGUUUGAUUAUUGGUGAUAUUUGGUUUUUAACCUAUAGGAAUUCUUGAUGGUCUAAAAUAUUAAAUAAAAUGUUUACUUUUGUAGGGUGAGGGUUUGGCCUAAACCUAAAAAUUGUUGCUCCACAUACUGGUUACACAAUUCCCCUUGCCGGGAGCCCCCUCCCUUUUGUAGGGAAAUUAAUUGAGCACAGAUUCAUGUGAAUUCAGGAAAAGCAAUUAAAUAAAAUUAAAUAUAUUGUCUGUUGUAAUUUGGCACUUGAACCUGCAAUUCAGGCCUGCUACACAUUUUAAAACAGGUUAGGGUAGUAAUGGAUUUACCAGUUUGUUAUUUUGCCAUUCCCUCUCACACUUAAGACAUUUUGGCACGGAGGAAACGGAUUAAAUAUUGCAGGUGUUAUUUUGUCGUGUUCUUGCUGAAAACACAUCUUAAUGUCCAGCAGCAUAAGAUUGUUGUCACCAAAAGUUUGUUCACAUUCUCUGUUGUGGGCAUGUUAGGCCUGUCCAGCACCCAUACCCUCUAUUCAGCUGCUUCCUAAUACUAGCACAUCAAAAACAAAUUAAUAUUGUGAAAAGAUUAAUUCAUAAUCUUUUAAACAAAUUACUAUUACUAAAUAAAGUACUAUUACAAAUUA
Messenger RNA from Astyanax mexicanus (Mexican tetra), 2980 nucleotides. RefSeq names its product membrane-bound transcription factor peptidase, site 2 (gene mbtps2). Gene Ontology annotation, molecular function: protein binding; metalloendopeptidase activity. The transcript has 11 exons. Lineage: Eukaryota; Metazoa; Chordata; Actinopteri; Characiformes; Acestrorhamphidae. Gene Ontology annotation, biological process: membrane protein intracellular domain proteolysis; regulation of response to endoplasmic reticulum stress. The coding region runs from base 182 to 1666 and encodes 494 amino acids. The record is from RefSeq and is a predicted model, not a curated record. Gene Ontology annotation, cellular component: cytoplasm; membrane.